Messenger RNA from Vanderwaltozyma polyspora DSM 70294, 567 nucleotides. It is a transcript of the gene CLC1, whose product is annotated as clathrin light chain CLC1. The record is from RefSeq and is a predicted model, not a curated record. Lineage: Eukaryota; Fungi; Ascomycota; Saccharomycetes; Saccharomycetales; Saccharomycetaceae. The coding region runs from base 1 to 567 and encodes 188 amino acids. Gene Ontology annotation, cellular component: plasma membrane; clathrin coat of coated pit; clathrin coat of trans-Golgi network vesicle. Gene Ontology annotation, molecular function: structural molecule activity; clathrin heavy chain binding. The transcript has a single exon. Gene Ontology annotation, biological process: clathrin coat assembly; clathrin-dependent endocytosis; intracellular protein transport.
AUGUCUGAAGAAUCAUUACCGGUUGAACAAAUUCAAGAAGGAACAGUUGAGAACGAUACUGUUGAAGAUUUUGAAAAACAAUUUCCUGAUGUUGAUAAUGUUGGUGUAGCUGCCAAUUCUCAAUCUGAAUUGGCUGAAGAUGAUUUUGCUGCUCCACAAAGUGCGGUAGCAGAGGGUUCAGUUGAUGAAGAAGCACCAAAAUACAAUACACAACCAUCUGAAGCUAUUAACCAAUGGAGAGAACGUCAUGAUCUAGAGAUUUCUGAUAGAGAUAGAAAGGAUGAACAAGAGAAGGUCGAAUUACAAGAAGACGCGAUCAAGCAUAUCGACAAUUUUUAUGAUGAAUAUAACAGAAAGAAACAACAAAAUUUAGACUCAGUUAAAGAAGAAGCUGAAAAAUAUUUGAAGGAAAGAAAUGAAUUCUUUGAACAAGAUAACACUGUCUGGGAUCGUGUUUUCCAAUUGAUUAAUGUAGAUGAUGCUAAUGUUAUAAGUGGUAGGGAUAGAUCUAAGUUUAAGGAAAUUUUACAGAAAUUAAAGGGUAAUACAUCUGUACCAGGUGCUUAA